Messenger RNA from Gaeumannomyces tritici R3-111a-1, 3811 nucleotides. RefSeq names its product M protein repeat protein. The coding region runs from base 630 to 3275 and encodes 881 amino acids. Gene Ontology annotation, cellular component: endoplasmic reticulum; Golgi apparatus. Lineage: Eukaryota; Fungi; Ascomycota; Sordariomycetes; Magnaporthales; Magnaporthaceae. The record is from RefSeq and is a predicted model, not a curated record. The transcript is spliced from 3 exons.
AUUUAAACCAACACCAGCCGAUCAAGACGCUGGUGUCGCUGAAGCGGCACUCUCCAUCCUUUUAGGCCCAAUUGUGAUUCCGGUAGUGUUUGUUGGAUGCAUUGAUUUCUCCGAGAAGACUCGGCGUCCCAAAUCACCCUAUCGAGCUAUACUGUGGCAGGCACCAAAAGGCAAAAGGGCGCAUCGCGACGAGACAAAAAAAGUGGGCCCUGGUGAACCUCUGUCCAGCGCAGUCCACCCUGGCAUCCUCCAUCCCAGGCUCUCAGCCCUCAGCCCUCGACCGUCCACGGGUCACGGUCACACCAAUACAAGGGGAAGCACACAGGCAUUCUUACACCUCAUCUGCCUGUGUCUGUGUCUGUGCCUGUGUCUGGGUCGAGCCAGACCUGCCAGUCAGGUCGCCAAACCCUCCCGACCCAGAACGGCGCUCGCUGCCCCGUGGCCUCAACCUUAUCCAGCACAUGCAUCAUGUAUGAACGCCAGAUCCGCCGCAGCCCUUGACGCCAACUUCUCGUCCCGCCUCUGUUCCCCUCUGCGUUCACCCCAGCUGCUACCGUCGCGCUACCCAUGCCAUCUGGUUGAUGGCCGCACCACCCCCGAAUCGACCCGUUUUCUGCAGCUAGGGAGCCAUGGCUGCACGAUGGGGCUCUUUGUUCCAGCAGGCCGUCACCGGGCUCGAGGCACGCCUUGACACCAUUCUGGCUGAUGAGGAGGAAAAGGCCAAGGCAAGCCAGGCCCAAGCGACGUCUGGCACCGCAGGCGCUACGGCCGCCGCGGCUACCUCGUCGACCACCGCGCCGACCCCCACCCCGGCCUCGGCUAAAUCCAGUCCAUCCCUUUCACGAUCAGGAUCGACAAACCGGACACAAGACCGACUCCAGGAGCGGCUUGCGAGAGCCAUCGCGGCCAAAAACGCUUCGGCCGGAUCCAGGCCCGAGCCCUCGCCUUCGAGGAAUUCGUUUACUUCGAGCCCGCGCCAAAGUCUCGAUGUCCCCAACCGCGGCUCGAUGGACGGCGGAGAGUCGGUUGGAAAGUCGCCUCAAGAACCGGCAUCACGGCGAACCUCGCAAGACACGCCCAACCGCACCUCCCUCGAUACUACCGAAGCCGACCCCGCACUCGAGUCACAGGCACAGGCAGUUCCAGCUGCGGCGGCAAAGGAGGAGGAAGUUGUUGGGCAGGAGACCACAUGCGAUGCGCCAAGGAAGUCGGCUGACUUGGAGCGAACCACAACGCCUGUGCCGGCGAUAGCCAUCGCUUCCGAUGUGCCUGUCACAGAAGCACUGUCAGCAGCAGAAUCCGAGGCCCUGGCUAGUCUCGAAAAGCAGUCAGACAUGGAAUCUGAUGAUGUGCAAAAACAGCACCAAGAGGAGAUCCAUCACUACGUCGAAAAGAUAGAUGCACUUCAGGCAAAACUGCAGUAUCUCGCCCGUGAGGCUGCAGACGCUGCCAAGAAGGCGGCGCAGACAGCACCAUCGGGCAGCCUAGAGAAAAAGCUGGCUGAGAAGGACCACAAAAUAGCUCUUCUGAUGGAAGAGGGCAAGGCUCUUGGGGUGACGGAACAAAAGCACCGGACAAUCAUGAAGAAGUUGCGCAUCAAGGUCACCGAGGAUGAAAAGGAAAUCAACAACCUCAAGGCUUCUGUAGCAAAGGCCGACGCCGAAGCCGAGGCGCAGCGAAGACUGGGGCGUCGGGCGAAAGACCUUGAAAAGUUCCACGAGGAGUCCCUGAAGAGGAUAGGACAACUGCAGAAGGAUAUCAACAGCCUCCGCACCGAGUCGUCGUCCAAGGAUUCGACCAUAGCAGACCUGAGGGCCCAACUACAACAAGCAAAUGAGAACGCUGAGUCUCUAAACGCCAGGGCAAAUCAGGAGGCACUCGAAAAGGAGCGGCGACGAGUCAAGGAGCUUGAGGACGAGGUUGCGACGCUAAAAGUGGAGAAGGACCUGGCGGCCGAUCGGGCCAGGGCGCAAGCCAGCGAGCUCAAAGAGAAGGCAGAGCGGGCCACGGAGCGAGCGCGUGUGGUUGAGGCCGAGCUCAAGGCCGAGGCGCAGGCUAUGGAGAGCAAGCUGGAGGCAAUGCGCACCCGUGCCGAGGAAACUAGCUCAGGCGCCCUGGGCGACUCCCAGGCGAAGCUCUUGAGGCAGGUCGAGACGCUGCAGACCCAAUACGCUAUUGCUAGCGACAACUGGCAGGGCAUUGAAGCUACUCUUCUCGGGAGAAUAUCAAAUCUGGAGAAGGAGAGGGACGAGGCCCAGCAGCGGGAGUCUGACAUGAGAAAGAAGGCGCGAGAGGCGGCCACCCGCGCAAAGCGUAAUGAAGAAGAGCUGGAGGAAGCUCGAUCGAAGCUGCCCACGGCUCAGCAGGACAUCGAGUCGUACCAGAAGCAACUGGAGGCGCUGAAGAAGCGCGCCGAGCAGGCCGAGGCGACUCUGCAGGAAGCCAGAGCCGACUUUGACAAGCAAAAGGCGUCCUGGAAGGAUGAGCGGCGACAGGGCACUGGCAGUGCCGACCGGAGUGUAGCCGACGAUCGGCGUGGGUGGUUAGAAGACGUGGCGCAGCAGCAGCCAUUCCGGAGCAACAGCCGGCCCGACUCGCCUUUGCUCUUGCCGCCGGUGCGGACGUGGAGCUCAGACAUGCUCGGCUUCCAUACCCUCUCGGGCAAGUUGCGCAAGCCUUCGGCGCCGUCCAGCAACGGCGACGGUGCCGGCGACAGGGGCAUGGCCCGGCGCCCGUCAGCGCAGCCGUCCCAUCGACCUUCAAUAGCGCCGAGCACAGCGGGUAGCUACCAUCUGACCCCGGGGUCGACAUUCAGUGCUUCUAUCGAGGCGCUACCGGCUCCCGGGGCACACCCCAUGGACCAGGAAGACAUGGACGGCGUCGAGACGGGAUCAACGCACCAGGUGGUGCAGGACAUGGUGUCCGUCAGCACGGUCGGGGCCGGCCCGUCGGUGCAGCUGGUGGAGCGCAUGAGCGCCCAGGUGAGGCGGCUCGAGAGCGAGCGGGUGGCUGGGCGCGAGGAGCUCGCGCGCAUGUCGAAGCAGCGCGACGAGGCGCGGGUCGAGAUCGUGGCGCUCAUGCGGGAGAUAGAAGCCGGCAAGGAGGCGCGCGAGCGCGUGGUCAAGCUCGAGGCCGAGGUGGCCGAGGUCAACGCCAGGUACGAGACGACGCUCGAGAUGCUCGGCGAGAAGAGCGAGAUGGUCGAGGAGCUCAAGGCGGACGUCCAGGACGUGAAGGCCAUGUACAGGGAGCUGAUAGAGAGUACACUAAAGUGAGGGCGGGAGCAGAAAGCCCCGCCUCGGGGGAGCGCAUGUCUGGAGAUAGCGGGUGGGAUAGAGCGGCACUCUCCUCGGCCUUGACACCAAGGCCUGCGAUCUAUUUGUCUUUGUUUCACCAUAAUGUGCCCCCUGAUUCUUCCCCUUCCUUUUAUUCUCUUCUCCUGUUUAUUAUUGAGCUAUACUGUCUUUUUCUACCAAGACAUUUCUCGCGUUUUUCGUCUGUUUGCAGCCCACUCCGGGCCCCCUAGGACGAUGUGCCCAUCUCGAUGCCCUCCCUCUCGGCCACCUGCUCGAUGUAUUUCCGCACCGCCUUGUCAGGGGCCAGGUCCAGCGCCAAGCACCCGUCGACGUCCUUCUUGUCCGUGCUGGCCCCUGCUUUGAGGAGGGCCACGGCUGUGUCGCCUGCGAGUCCGGGGGCGGCCGCAACAGAAAGUGGGUUCCGGUCGUUAGAGGGCAGCUCAACCACGCAAGGGUGAAACCUCGAACGAAUGAAAGCGCGCGGGGGUGGAGGAGGAGGAGGAGGAGGAGGAGGA